UCAAAUAGUUAAAGAAAUACAAAAAACUAAAUUUUAAAUUUUAAAUAAUUUAAAAAAUAAAAAUAAUAAAAAUGAAAUACGUUAUUGCAUUUGUUACACUUUUUACAAUUGUUAUUGCUGCACCAUUGGAUAAUUCACAGAAUGCACAAAUUAUACGACAAGAUUUAGAUAAUAUCGGUGUAGAUGGUUAUAAAUUUGCUUAUGAAACUAGUGAUGGUGUAACACGUGAAGAACAAGGUGAAUUAAGAAAUGCUGGUACUGAUAAUGAAGCAAUUUCAGUACGUGGUUCAUAUUCAUGGGUAGCUGAUGAUGGACAAACAUAUACAGUUACAUUUUUAGCUGACGAAAAUGGUUUUCAACCAGAAGGUGCACAUUUACCAAAGGCUUAAUUUAUAAUUACAUAAAUACAUUUAAAAAAAAAAUGAGAAAAUGAGAAAAAAAGAAAAAAAAAAUUGUUAAUUAAG
This is a messenger RNA of Condylostylus longicornis, 464 nucleotides long. RefSeq names its product endocuticle structural glycoprotein SgAbd-5-like. NCBI's taxonomy places the organism in Eukaryota, Metazoa, Arthropoda, Insecta, Diptera, Dolichopodidae. The coding region runs from base 72 to 389 and encodes 105 amino acids. The record is from RefSeq and is a predicted model, not a curated record. Gene Ontology annotation, cellular component: chitin-based extracellular matrix. The transcript has 2 exons. Gene Ontology annotation, molecular function: structural constituent of chitin-based larval cuticle.